Molecule: messenger RNA, 402 nt
Organism: Aureococcus anophagefferens
Lineage: Eukaryota; Pelagophyceae; Pelagomonadales; Pelagomonadaceae
Exons: 2
Biological process (GO): ubiquitin-dependent protein catabolic process; protein polyubiquitination
Molecular function (GO): ubiquitin conjugating enzyme activity
Source: RefSeq, a predicted model, not a curated record
GGAGAUCUUCCUCAUCGGCCCUGACAACACGCUCUACGAGGGCGGCAUGUUCAAGGCGGUCAUGGAGUUCCCGAAGGACUUCCCGGACAUGCCGCCGUCCAUGACGUUCACGACGAAGAUGUGGCACCCGAACAUCUACCCGGACGGCCGCGUCUGCAUCAGCAUCCUCCACCCUCCGGGCGACGACCCGCAGAACGAGCAGGAGACGGCGGACCUGCGCUGGCGACCAGUGCUCGGCGUCGAGUCCAUCCUCGUCAGCGUCAUCUCCAUGCUCAGCGACCCCAACGACUCGAGCCCCGCGAACAUCGACGCCGCCGUCCAGUGGCGCGACGCCAACGCGGACUUCAAAAAGGAGGUCAAGCGCCUCGUCCGCCGGAGUCAGGAGGAGAUGUAGGCGGGGGG